UUGAUGAAUUUAAUCAUUAGGUUUUCUUCUAUAAAACCACAAAACUCAGAGCUGAAAACAUCAAAGGGCUGAACACCUGAACCCAGACCAAAACCAGGACCAGAACCAGAACCAGGACCAGAACUGAACUAGACCAGCCAUGGAACGAGCCAUCCUCCUGCUGUCUGUGGUGUCUCUGGGCGUGUCCUCUCAGCCAAUCACAGAUGGCCAGCGUCUGUUCUCCAUCGCUGUCAGCAGAGUCCAACACCUCCACCUGCUUGCCCAGAGACUCUUCUCCGACUUUGAGAGCUCUCUGCAGACGGAGGAGCAGCGGCAGCUCAACAAAAUCUUCCUGCCGGAUAUCUGCAACUCAGAUUACAUCAUCAGCCCGAUCGACAAGCAUGAGACGCAACGGAGCUCUGUGUUGAAGCUGUUAUCCAUCUCUUACCGGCUGGUUGAGUCUUGGGAGUUCCCGAGUCGUUCUCUGUCUGGAGGUUCAGCUCCUCGGAACCAGAUUUCUCCCAAACUGUCCGAACUGAAAACGGGGAUCCUGCUGCUGAUCAAGCAGGCCAAUCAGGACGGAACAGAGCUGUUCCCCGACAGCUCCGCCCUGCAGCUCGCUCCCUACGGGAACUACUACCAGAGUCUGGGAGCCGACGAGUCUCUGAGGAGGACCUACGAGCUGCUGGCCUGCUUCAAGAAGGACAUGCACAAGGUGGAGACCUUCCUGACGGUGGCCAAAUGUCGACUGUCACCAGAAGCCAACUGCACCCUGUAGGCCACGCCCCUGAUGAUGAUGUCAUUCUAAGAGUUGUGUUGCCCACCACCAUGUCAUGUGACUAUACUAACCUGCGUUAGCAUUAGUGUUAGCCUCUGUUCAGCAGAUCCAGUGUUCUCUGUUAUAAUGACAGGAAGUGAUGUCAUUCUGUCAGCGUGUGAAAUAAAGUGUGUGUGUGUUGCAUUCAGACGUGUGUCGUCUUCUUCAAGUUGUUUUCACUCGUAAGACGCUAGAGCGCAGGAGGAAAGGGUUAAAGACAUGACAUCAUGUGGGCUGAGCUAACAGGAUCACCUGAUUAAAUAUUGUGUCUGUAAUACAUCAGAAAAGUGAAUGUUUAGUCCAAAGUCACAUCUGAUUAAUAUCAGAGAAAACAGAAACUUUUUAAUCAAUAAAUGAUUCAAAUCUUUCCUUCAAUAUCACUGUAGAUAUUAAUAACUUUUCAUUUUCUGUUACUGUUUUAAAGACAACAGUUUACGGGUUUUAUUCUGUCUGCUUUCACAGUAAAUAUUAUUCCAUGAGCUUCCAAUCAGACUACAGG
Molecule: messenger RNA, 1295 nt
Organism: Centropristis striata (black sea bass)
Lineage: Eukaryota; Metazoa; Chordata; Actinopteri; Perciformes; Serranidae
Gene: gh1
Product: growth hormone 1
Exons: 6
Coding region: 140-757 (205 amino acids)
Biological process (GO): animal organ development; positive regulation of growth; positive regulation of tyrosine phosphorylation of STAT protein
Cellular component (GO): extracellular region
Molecular function (GO): growth hormone receptor binding; growth hormone activity
Source: RefSeq, a predicted model, not a curated record